Messenger RNA from Toxotes jaculatrix (banded archerfish), 3145 nucleotides. Its product is annotated as ATP-dependent 6-phosphofructokinase, platelet type-like. Bases 114 to 2495 code for a protein of 793 amino acids. Gene Ontology annotation, molecular function: 6-phosphofructokinase activity; identical protein binding; AMP binding. Gene Ontology annotation, biological process: canonical glycolysis; fructose 1,6-bisphosphate metabolic process; fructose 6-phosphate metabolic process. The transcript is spliced from 22 exons. The record is from RefSeq and is a predicted model, not a curated record. Gene Ontology annotation, cellular component: membrane; cytoplasm; 6-phosphofructokinase complex. NCBI's taxonomy places the organism in Eukaryota, Metazoa, Chordata, Actinopteri, Toxotidae.
UGUCAGAUACUCACGGUGUUACUCUCCGCCGCAGGUCGGCCCGUUGAAUCCGUGCGCUUGAAUAUUCUUUCUUUUUGAUUUUUAGCCGGUGACCUUGAUCCACAGAUUCGGAGAUGGCUGGCGCGGCGGCACCGAAGCGGCAGGACACCCGGAAAUUUUUCGAGAAUCUGUCCGGCGCUGGCAAAUCCAUCGCCGUGCUGACCAGCGGAGGAGAUGCCCAAGGCAUGAACGCAGCCGUGAGGGCGGUCGUCCGAAUGGGCAUCUACGUGGGAGCGAAGGUCUACUUCAUCCACGAGGGUUACCAGGGGAUGGUGGACGGAGGAGACAACAUCAAAGAGGCAUCGUGGGAAAGCGUCUCCAGCAUGCUGCAAGUGGGUGGUACAGUUAUCGGCAGCGCCCGCUGUAAAGAGUUUCGUACCCGUGAGGGCCGCCUGAAGGCCGCACACAACCUCGUGCAGCGCAGCAUCACCAACCUGUGCGUGAUUGGUGGAGACGGCAGCUUGACCGGAGCCAACCUGUUCAGAGAGGAGUGGAGCGGCCUGCUGGAUGAGCUCCUCCAGCAAGGUCUGAUCGAUGAGGAGGCAGCCCGCAGUAACUCGGCGCUCCACAUCGUUGGCAUGGUCGGCUCCAUCGACAACGACUUCUGCGGCACCGACAUGACCAUUGGCACCGACUCGGCGCUGCAUCGGAUCAUUGAGGUGGUGGACGCCAUCAUGACCACGGCUCAGAGCCACCAGAGGACAUUUGUUCUGGAGGUCAUGGGCAGACACUGCGGAUACCUGGCCCUGGUCAGCGCCCUGGCCUGUGGAGCAGAUUGGGUUUUUAUCCCUGAAAUGCCUCCUGAAGAUGGUUGGGAGGAUAACAUGUGUCAGAAACUGUCUGAGAACCGUGCCGAUAAGAAAAGGCUGAACAUUAUAAUUGUAGCCGAGGGUGCCAUAGAUUGCCACAACAAGGCUAUAACUCCUGAUUAUAUCAAGGAUCUGGUAGUCCGCUGCCUGGGUUUUGACACCAGGGUCACCAUCUUGGGCCAUGUGCAGAGAGGUGGGACCCCCUCUGCCUUUGACAGGAUCCUGGCCAGUCGUAUGGGCGUGGAGGCAGUGCUGGCGUUGUUGGAGGCAUCAGCAAACACCCCGGCCUGCGUCGUGUCUCUGGUCGGCAACCAGGCUGUCCGACUGCCGCUCAUGGAGUGUGUUCAGAUGACCCAAGAAGUACAAAAGGCCAUGGACGAGAAGAAAUUUGACGAGGCAGUCAGACUGCGUGGGAGGAGCUUUGAAAACAAUCUGAGCACCUACAGACUCCUCUCCUACCGCAAAGCAGACUCUGAGCUUCCUAAUAGCUCGUUUAACGUGGCGGUGUUGAACGUCGGUGCACCGGCUGCAGGUAUGAACGCCGCCGUGCGCUCUGCCGUCAGGGUGGGAAUCACCGAAGGCCACAAAAUGUUCGCUGUCAACGACGGCUUCGAGGGAUUUUACAAAGGACAGAUCAAGGAGAUCAAAUGGGGAGAUGUGGGUGGCUGGACUGGCCAGGGAGGGUCCCUGCUAGGGACAAAAAGAACUCUUCCAGGCAAACAUCUGGAUAAAAUUGCUGAGCAGAUGAGGAUCCACAACAUCAAUGCCCUGCUUGUCAUCGGAGGAUUUGAGGCCUUUGAGUCCCUGCUGCAGCUGUACGAGGCCCGGGCCGACUACGAGGAGUUUUGCAUCCCGAUGUGCAUGCUGCCUGCCACCAUUAGUAACAAUGUGCCCGGCACCGACCUCAGUAUUGGCGCUGACACGUCCCUCAACGCCAUCGUGGAGACAUGCGACCGUAUCAAGCAGUCGGCCAGUGGCACUAAGCGGCGGGUGUUCAUCAUCGAGACUAUGGGGGGCUACUGCGGCUACCUGGCCACUGUGGGCGGUCUGGCUGCAGGUGCCGACACCGUCUACAUCUACGAGGAGCCGUUUGACAUCCGGGACCUGCAGGCCAACGUGGAGCAUCUGACGCAGAAGAUGAAGACAACCAUCCAGAGAGGCUUAGUGCUCAGGAAUGAGAACUGCAAUGAGAACUUCACCACGGAUUUCAUCUACCAGCUGUACUCGGAGGAGGGUCGGGGAGUGUUCGACUGCAGGAAGAACAUCCUCGGUCAUAUGCAGCAGGGAGGCGCUCCAUCUCCGUUUGAUCGAAACUUCGGGACCAAAGUUGCAGCUAAAGCCAUGCAGUGGAUCACACGGACGCUCAAGGACUCUUACAAAGGAGGACGAGUGUUUGCCAACUCAGAGGAAACUGCCUGCCUGCUGGGGAUGCGUCGCAGAGCUCUGGUCUUUCAGCCUGUGUCACAGCUCCGGGAGGAGACUGACUUUGUACACAGGAUCCCCAAGGAGCAGUGGUGGCUGAAGCUCCGUCCACUGAUGAAGAUCUUGGCCAAGUACAAGACGAGCUACGAUGUGUCCGACUCCGGCCAGCUGGAGCAUGUGACCCGGGUCCGACCCAGAGAGGGCAAGAACACGUCGGCCAUCUGAACCGCGACACUGCCGCCGCCAAAGAGCUUCACGAAACGGUGACAGCUACUCACGCACUGACUGAUCGACUGCUGAUUGGCCACAAAUAAAUUAAGGUAGAUGUUAAAGAUGUUACGUUAAUAUUAAUAUUUAAAAAAAUAUAUAUAUAUUGAACGGGAAAGUCGUGGCACUUUUCAGAAGAGAUUUUCUGUAUUUUAGAUGGUGACAUCAGAUUCGAGGGCAGUCAUUUGGAAUAGUUUCAACAAGCUAGCAUCACUAACAUUGUAUUUUCGGAAUCCCCAAUCAAAGUUAUUGUAUACCUAAAUAUAUAUAUAAACACUCCUCAUUAUGUACUUUGUAAGUAUUCAAGUUUUAGUCCUGGAAAUGUAGCUAUAUCAAUUUUUUUUCUACGACACUUAGCUGAGCAAACAUCUGUGUUGCAUAAACAGGAAGCAGCGGUGUGUGAUGCGUUUAAAGUCUCGCUUUUGUCGUUUUUUUUGCUUUCUGUAGCACUUUGAGCCCUAUAAUUGAUGUAAUCCCCUAAAGCUGCGUAUAAAGAGGGAAGAUCACCUGCUAGCAGUCUAACACCUGUUCUCACCUUGCAAAACAGUGAUUGUAAAUUGUGCUAAAAAAAAAAACGUGAAGAAAUCGCAACCUACAGUAGGUUUAGA